AUGUCAAUUAUUGAGGCUGAGAAAAAUGAUGAUGUAUCUACUCCUGCUGAAUUAGGAAUUGAAGCUGAUAUUGUUGAUAGUGAUUAUAAACUUGGAAAUGAUUAUGUUGUAAAUCACCACAUAUCUUUUGAAUAUUCUUUACUCGUUAGAAAACCAAUCGAUGGUUUAUAUAUAAUUCCUAGUGCAAAUGAUCCUUUUUUGUGGUUUGGUAUAAUUGUUAUUAGAUGUGGUGUUUAUACGGGGGGAAUUUUUCGGUUUCGUUUUUAUAUACCAAAAGAUUUUCCUAAUACUAAAAGUGUACCAAAAAUACAAUUUGAAUUAAAUAUUUUUCAUCCUUGUAUAUAUCAAAAGACAAAUAUUGUUAAUUUACAGCGAUUUUUUCCAGAUGGUUUUAAAGCAAAUAGGCAUCGUCUUUAUCAUGUUUUAAAUUAUCUUCAAAAGAUGUUUUUCAUGCUUGAUGUUGAUAUUCCAACUGCUGCAAAUCCAGAAGCAGCUAUACUUUGGCAAUCUGAUAAACAACAGUUUAAAAAAUUAACUUCUGAAAUUGUACGACAUUGUCGAGCUAUUGUGUAUGAUCCUCCUAAUGAGGAUGAUCCAAAUGCUAUUCAAUUUGUACCAUGGAAUGAAGAGAUAUAUGGUCCUAUUAGAAAAUUAAUGUUUAAAACACUAAGUAAAAAUCAUUUUUCAUCUAAAGAUCAAGCAAGUUUGUCUGCAAUUUUACUUCAGCACUCAAUUGGUGGUUCGGUACCAAUACAUUUACCAAAAAUGAGACCAAAUAAAGGUUUCUCAUGGAUUAAUACAGAAACUAUGAGAUCACUUACAGAUUUAUCUUUAUCAUAA
Strongyloides ratti is the source of this 840-nucleotide messenger RNA. RefSeq names its product AKT-interacting protein. NCBI's taxonomy places the organism in Eukaryota, Metazoa, Nematoda, Chromadorea, Rhabditida, Strongyloididae. Gene Ontology annotation, biological process: protein polyubiquitination; proteasome-mediated ubiquitin-dependent protein catabolic process. Gene Ontology annotation, molecular function: ubiquitin conjugating enzyme activity. The transcript has a single exon. The record is from RefSeq and is a predicted model, not a curated record. Bases 1 to 840 code for a protein of 279 amino acids.